Molecule: messenger RNA, 1623 nt
Organism: Symbiodinium natans
Lineage: Eukaryota; Dinophyceae; Suessiales; Symbiodiniaceae
Source: the annotation of a GenBank genome assembly
AUGUGUCAAACGCUCUUUCCCGCGGGCAUCGUCUUCAUUGUCUUGGUUGAGUUCUGCGAGCGGCUUUGCUACUACACCUUUGCGGGUACUCAAAAGACUUGGCUGCAAGACCGCGGCUACAGCAACUCGCAAUCCAGUUCCAUCAACCUGAUUUGGGCGGAAGUGUGCUACGUGUGCUGUUUUGUGGGAGGAUGGCUAGCUUCCACGCGCUUCGGAAUCUUCAAGACUAUUGCCGCGCUCUCCUUCGCCUAUGCAUUGGGUACCUAUCUUAGUGCCGCCGCCGCCCUGCCAAACGUCGAAAGCGUGCCCUUCUACCUGGUCGGGACGUUCGGGCUGGUAGCUUUGGGUUCCGGAGGCAUCAAGCCAAACGUAUGUACCAUGGGCGCGAACCAGUUUGAUCCGGCGGACCCCGAUGCAGAGGAGAAGAGGGCGUCCUUCUUCCUGUACUUCUACCUCACCAUCAACGUGGGCAGUGCUAUCUCUCACGCCUUCCUCUCAAGUUGGGCCACCUCCGGCGUACCGAGUAUCGGGGUUGAGAUUGAGUAUGGGUAUUUCUUUGCCUGGAUGGUCGCUGCCAGCUUUAUGUUGCUGGCCUUUUUGGUUUUCGUGGCCGGGUACCGGAGCUACCGCAAGCUACCUCCAGCUGAAGAUGAGGAACCAGUGGUGCGUAUGUUUUUGCAAAAUUUGCGACUGGGGAGUAAAUCCAUGUAUGGCAAACUUGCCAUGUUGGGUUGGUCCUUGAUCCCUAUCUUCAUCAUUGUCAGCAUCGUCAAUGCCUUCGCGGAGUUGGAAGCACUGAAGAUCGGUUCCGCCGUGGUAGCAGUGGUUUGCAUUGGGUCCCUCAUCAUCGCCCACCUGAAUAACCAGGCUUUUCUUCCGAAGGGCGAUAUCAGCGACUGCAUGGAUUGUGUGCCCCUGCUCCUGGUGGGGAAUCUGUUCUUUGGCAUCCUACAGAGCACCAUCUCCAGCGUCUUCCAGUCCGAAGCAUGCCAGUACAGUGGCGACUUCUUCCGUCUGGCCAACCCGGUGACCAUCGUCAUUGGCACCCCGUUGCUCGACCGCGUCAUCUACCCUGCCAUCAGGGCCUUGACCGGUCGAGAAGUUAGCAUCGGAUGCAAGGUCGUCUCGGGCUUCAGCUUUGCGAUUGGGGCUCAGCUUGUGGCUGCUUCCAUCGAGUAUGCUCGUAAGGGCGCAGCCGUGCUUCCGGUUCCAUCGCACUGCGCUCCCAAGGUUGACGGCGAGCACGUGCAUAUGAGUGACAUCAACUCGUUUUACAUGGUGGCUCCAUAUGCCAUGGUGGGCAUCGGAGAGAUCAUGGUCAACCCUGUCCUGCAGCAUCUUGCGUACGAGGGGGCGCCUUCCAGCAUGAAGUCGCUCCUGCAAGCCUUCAACCUCUUCGCGAUGGGUGCUCUGCCUAACGGGGUUGCUUCCAUCAUCAGCCAGGGAGAUUUGCCCAUGGUCUACUUCAUCAACAGCGCAAUCGGCUUCGUGGGCAUCAUCGCCUUCUUCGUGGUCUUCCGCUUGUCGCCCGAUCGCUUCAAGCAUGGAAAAGCCGAGAAGGGUGUGUGUACCUUGGAUUCGGCGCCUGGGAUGCACGGGAUGGUAGGAUGGUUUAGGGUUUAG